Messenger RNA from Didymodactylos carnosus, 876 nucleotides. Lineage: Eukaryota; Metazoa; Rotifera; Eurotatoria; Philodinida; Philodinidae. The record is from the annotation of a GenBank genome assembly.
AUGGGAACAGAUUCUUCCCCAAUGAAGUUUGCCUAUAGUGAUCCGUCAAAAACUAUGCCAUUUGCAUUUAGUUUUCCACAACACGAGUCAUUACAUUCUCUAUCUUAUAAUGGUUCUCAGCGAAAACAGCGUCGUGAACGUACGACAUUUACUCGAGCUCAAUUAGAUCAACUAGAAGCUUUGUUUCAUAAAACAAGAUAUCCCGAUAUAUUUCUUCGCGAAGAGGUAGCAUUGAAAAUAAAUUUACCCGAAUCAAGAGUUCAAGUAUGGUUCAAAAAUCGAAGAGCCAAAUGUCGUCAACAAGACAAAGCAAAAAAUCCAAAACCAUUGUCAUCCGUUCAUCCCGACAAAACAACAGGACCAUCAAAUGAAACAUCUCAUCCUCAUGACCCACCAACAACACUAAAACAAGAAGCAAAAAGUCCAAUAUGUUCCAGUCCCGUUUCAUGUAAAGCGGUAGCACCAACAAUAAAUGGAUGUAGUGGUGGUGGAAGAAACAGUCAUUCACCAACAAGUGCCGGUGGUUCGGCGUGUUCAUCGACAAAUACUACCAGUAGUCAAUCACUUUCAUCACCCUCAUUCUAUCGCACCGAUACUCUCGCCGCUCAAGUAGCCACAGCUGCUUGGUCCACACAGGCAGCCGCUGCUUAUCAUAACAUAUCGUAUCCAAAUUCGACUUAUAGUCCACAAAACUAUUCCGCAUUUUAUUCUGAUUAUAAUUUUCAAAGUAUGUACAAAAAUCCCACGACCUAUCCAAAUGGUCUAGCAGUACAUUCAAAUUCUCCCUAUAGACAUGAUGAAUUUUUACAGCCAAAUUAUACAGGACGUCAACUAUCUCCAGAUGAUGUUUGGCCAACAAAAUUUCAAAAUUUCUGA